Messenger RNA from Setaria italica (foxtail millet), 1927 nucleotides. RefSeq names its product chromatin assembly factor 1 subunit FAS2 homolog. Gene Ontology annotation, biological process: DNA replication-dependent chromatin assembly; nucleosome assembly. Gene Ontology annotation, molecular function: protein binding. NCBI's taxonomy places the organism in Eukaryota, Viridiplantae, Streptophyta, Magnoliopsida, Poales, Poaceae. The transcript is spliced from 13 exons. Gene Ontology annotation, cellular component: CAF-1 complex; nucleus. The record is from RefSeq and is a predicted model, not a curated record. The coding region runs from base 171 to 1688 and encodes 505 amino acids.
CCUCCCUUUUCCCGCCGUGACAACCUCCCCCAAAACCAAACCAAACCCUAGAGAGAGAGAGGGAGAGAGCGCGCGCGCGCCGAGAAGCAGGAGGAGAGAGAGAUUGGGGGCGAACGCGACGCGGCGGAGGAAUCCAUCCAUCGAUCGAGGAGAAGGAAGAGGAGAGCAAGAUGCGGGGCGGGACGGUGCAGAUCAACUGGCACGACCUGCAGCCGGUGCUCAGCCUCGACUUCCACCCCGCCUCCCGCCGCCUCGCCACCGCAGGCGCCGACCACGACGUCAAGAUCUGGGUCAUAUCGUCGGAUGGUUCCGAGAGCAAGCUCCCCACCGCCACCUUCCAGAGCGGCCUCGUCCCAAACGGCACCGCCCACAGCUCCGCGGUCAACGUCCUCCGCUUCUCCCCUUCCGGGGAAUAUCUCGCCUCUGGUGCUGACGGUGGCGGUAUUAUCCUGUGGAAAUUGUAUUCCACUGAGGAUGGCGAGGCAUGGAAAAUCCACAAGACAUUACUGUUCCAUCACAAGGAUGUUCUUGACCUACAGUGGUCGCGUGAUAGCGCGUUCCUUGCUUCUGCUUCAGUUGACAACACUUGCAUAAUCUGGGACGCAGUUAAAGGCACGGUUCAGCAAAAGUUAGAGGGACAUCUACAUUAUGUUCAGGGUGUGGCAUGGGAUCCUCUGGGCCAGUAUAUAGCUUCACUGAGUUCUGACAGGACCUGUAAGAUAUACGCAAAUAAGCCUCAAGGCAAAUCAAAGAAUGCCGAGAAGGUGAACUUUGUUUGUCAGCAUACGCUGGUGAAGAUAGAAUAUCCAAAUCAUGAUGAAUCUAAGCCGCCAGUUAAAUCUCAUCUGUUUCAUGAUGAGACGCUACCAUCUUUCUUUCGGAGGUUGGCAUGGUCACCUGAUGGAUCUUUUCUAGUACUGCCAGCAGGUCUUUCUAAACACUCGUCUGAAGUGAUUAACACUGCUUAUGUAAUGUCAAGGCGUGACCUCUCAAGGCCUGCGAUACAACUACCUGGGGCAAGUAAAGCUAUAGUAGCAGUGCGCUUCUGCCCUGUUCUAUUCAGACCACGUGGUUCUAACUCAGAUGGUUUCUUCAAGCUUCCUUAUAGAGUUGUUUUUGCUGUCGCUACUUUGAACUCUGUGUAUGUCUAUGAUACUGAAAGUGUUCCUCCAAUUCUAAUACAUGCUGGUCUACACUAUGCUGCAAUUACCGAUAUUGCAUGGUCUUUUGAUGCUAAAUACUUAGCAGUGUCAUCACGGGAUGGCUACUGUACUAUAAUAGAGUUUGAGAACGAGGAACUGGGACAACCUCACAUCCUCCCUGGAUCAAAGGAAGUUGCUAAAGGAAAUAUGACAUGUGAAAAGAAGCCUUUACCUGUAGAUAGCAUGGAGGUUGAUGUUAGUGCCAGCAAGCUUAAGAUGGAAGUCAACCCUGUGGCUGCAGGAGUUACGGUGCCACCGAUGUUGGCCGAGAACGUCACAUUGAGGACAGGGGAGCUUGCUGAAGGAAAUGUGACCUGUGAAAACAAAAAGCCAGUAGCAGUAGACAUUAUGGAAGUGGAUGUCAGUGAUAAAGUUAAGACGGUAACCAGUCCGGUGGCUAUCGAAGUAACACCGCCACCAGUGUCAACCAAGAACAAUGCAUCGAGUAAGCCUACUAAGAAGCGGAUUACUCCUAUUGCAAUUUGACUAAGUAGCUGAAAGCAAUUAGGAUAAUGAUGCGUUAUGUAGUGAUAACAAGCACUGGAUAUUAUGUUUAAGCUACCCUGUAAAGUUGAGUGUGCAGUCGUGUUCACCUUCUGCCCUAGUAGUAGCCCCCAUGUAUUCUCUUCCUGCUCUUGACACAAUUGGUAAUGUGGACACAUAGGUUGUGUAUGAUCACACUUUAUUAUGAAGCAACAUGCAGCCACUAACAGGCAUUUACACAA